AUGGGAGUGCGACCGGAGAUCCUGCCACUGCGCCUCCAGCGCUCGCAGCCGCGCGCCGCCAAGUCCCCGCGCGGCCUCUCGAAGCGCGCGAGCUUCCGCCGCCAGUCGUCCGCCGAGCCCAUCGAGCUGCCCGAGGACGUGCGCACGCUCAAGCAGAAGAUCCUCGCCUCGCACCCGGCCAAGCUCACGCGCUUCAGCCUGAGCCACAUGCGGCACAAGGCCAUCCCGCCCGUGCUCAUUCCGGACUCGCUCAACGACCGCCGCGCCGUGCGCACGCUCGUGGCCGGCCACAGCGUCCCGCUGACGAUGGGCAUGUGGGCGAACUGCAAGCGGAGAGCCAAGCACCUGGACAUGAUCGACGAGUACGUGACGUACCGGUGAUGGCCGACACUCGCCUCGCCUCGCCUUCGUUCCAGUCAGAUAUCCCUCCCCCUCGCCGCCGUCCUUCGGAGACGACGAGUACAGCGCCGAGAACCUUUCAGCCGCCCCGCCAAAACUAGUUUCUACGCGCAACCAGCUCGUUCAGACUUGAUAGAGUGCCAGGAAGCUUGGGCUUGAACGCGACGCAAUGCAAUGCAAUACAGUAUUUAUUCAGUAUC
Phytophthora sojae is the source of this 599-nucleotide messenger RNA. RefSeq lists its product as hypothetical. The record is from RefSeq and is a predicted model, not a curated record. The coding region runs from base 1 to 381 and encodes 126 amino acids. The transcript has a single exon. Lineage: Eukaryota; Oomycota; Peronosporomycetes; Peronosporales; Peronosporaceae.